Messenger RNA from Myotis brandtii (Brandt's bat), 1550 nucleotides. It is a transcript of the gene SNAI3, whose product is annotated as snail family zinc finger 3. The coding region runs from base 26 to 901 and encodes 291 amino acids. The transcript is spliced from 4 exons. NCBI's taxonomy places the organism in Eukaryota, Metazoa, Chordata, Mammalia, Chiroptera, Vespertilionidae. The record is from RefSeq and is a predicted model, not a curated record. Gene Ontology annotation, molecular function: RNA polymerase II cis-regulatory region sequence-specific DNA binding; copper ion binding; DNA-binding transcription factor activity, RNA polymerase II-specific. Gene Ontology annotation, biological process: regulation of DNA-templated transcription.
GCGGGACCUGCACCCGCGAGGAACCAUGCCGCGCUCCUUCCUGGUGAAAACGCACUCCAGCCACAGGGUCCCCAACUACGGGGAGCUGGAGACUCAGAGAGAAAUCAAUGGCUCCUGUUCUGCCUGUGGGGGGCUGAUGGUGCCCCUCCUUCUCCCAGACAGGGUGGCCCCUCCCAUUUCUGAUAACCCUGCCCAGCCCUGGGACCACACCUCUGUCGUCACCUGCAUCUCCCUGCCCCUCCUGCCCCUCCCAGAAGCUCGGGGGACCUCUGAGCCAGAUCCCUUGGAAGUCAGCCUGAUGGACCCUUGUGCUGGCCGGGCUCCCAGCGUACCCCUCAAAGACAGCCUGAGCAACCUCAAUCUGCCCCCACUGCUGGUUCUGCCCACACGGUGGCCCCCAAUUCUAGGCCCAGAAGGGGACCAGCCUCCAGGUAGACUGCUGGGGGCUGAGCAGGCCCCCUGUGCCCCAGGUGGCUUCCAGUGCAUCCAUUGCCACAAGCUCUACCACACACUGGCUGGGUUGGCCAGGCACCGGCAGCUGCACUGCCACCUGCAGGCUCAGCGCUGCUUCACCUGCAAGUAUUGUGACAAGGAGUACUCCAGCCUGGGGGCCCUCAAGAUGCACAUCCGCACGCACACACUGCCCUGCAUUUGCGCCAUCUGUGGCAAGGCCUUCUCCAGGCCCUGGCUGCUCCAGGGCCACAUCCGGACCCACACAGGUGAGAAGCCUUAUGCCUGCUCUCACUGCAGCAGGGCCUUUGCCGACCGCUCAAACCUCCGGGCGCACCUGCAGACACACUCUGACACCAAGAAAUACCAGUGCAAGGGCUGCGCCAAGACCUUCUCCCGCAUGUCGCUCCUGGUGAGGCAUGAGGAGUCCGGCUGCUGCCCCGGUCCCUGAGAGGCAUGGGUUUGGUGCUGUAGGAGGGACAAGACCUCACCCCAGGGACACCACGCUGGCCACCCUCUUGGCAGCCUCCUGCUGCCUGGUGUGCUCAGAGGAGCCAAGCAGACUGGGAGGGCAGGAGCUCAGCCUCCCACUCUCAGGCGCGUUCCCUGCCCACCACAGCCUGCAUCUGUUCCGAGCCAGAGCAGCCCAGCGGGCCGUCAGGACGAGCGAGGGCCCGUGGAGGUCUCCUGCCCCACUCUGCCCACUCAGAGGGGACGACUUUCAACAAAACAAGAACCACUGUUUUGUUUUCCACCUGCUCUGGUUUCAGCUUCUGUUUCUCUAAGAGUGAAAGACUGUUGGGGGACUGUCGCCAGCAUGGACAAUGCCUGCCAUUAAGUCGACGAAUGGGGCUGCCUUUGGAUCUCUCCGCAGCUCCACGUGAACAGUCUGACUUGUGCGAGCGCACUGCACAGUCCAGCCUGCAUGGGCAGAGCUACCUCAAGGCUCACCUCCCUCUGCCUUUGGCUUGGGAUCUGGGCCACGCACCCUCCCCAUCUCACUAGGCUGUCCCUAAGGUGGAGCAGCACCAGGGGGACAGGCACCUAGGCCCCCAUCCACAUCGUGGGGCAAUAAAGAGUCCAUGUGCUCAGGCCUGUUA